Panonychus citri (citrus red mite) is the source of this 1012-nucleotide messenger RNA. RefSeq names its product 39S ribosomal protein L10, mitochondrial-like (gene mRpL10). The coding region runs from base 110 to 877 and encodes 255 amino acids. Gene Ontology annotation, biological process: translation. The record is from RefSeq and is a predicted model, not a curated record. Gene Ontology annotation, cellular component: mitochondrial large ribosomal subunit. Gene Ontology annotation, molecular function: structural constituent of ribosome. NCBI's taxonomy places the organism in Eukaryota, Metazoa, Arthropoda, Arachnida, Trombidiformes, Tetranychidae. The transcript has 2 exons.
CACUUUGUAAAAAAAGCUAACAGAAAUAAAGAGUUUCUCUUGUUUUGAUUUUAUUUUUAGUUGAUUGUCUUUUUUCAAUUUAAUUGUUUCGGUUAAUUGUCGAUAAAUUAUGGCUUUAAUUUGCAAAAAUUUAGAACAAAUCAGUUCUAGAACAGUUGGUUAUAAAUUAUGGUCACCUAAUUGUUGUCAUCAAGUGAGAGGUAAAAAGAAGCUUACCCUUAGAUCACCUCAAUUCCCAGUAUAUGAAAAGAAAUUACUAUUAGCGGCAUGUGAACCGAUAAUGAAAAGGGUUUCCGAUUAUCCAACAUCAAUUACUUGUCCUAAUUUGAAAUCUGAUGAAAAUUUUGAACCGCAUCCAUACGUCAAAAUAUUAGCCGAUGAAUUCAAAAGUAACCUGGACAAAUCAACUUUGACCAUCUUUUAUCAUGUUAAUUCAAUUGAUGAUUUAACCUACAAGGAGAAUAAAAAUUUAAUCAUGAGAUUAGGAUUCAAAGUGGAAAUUUAUGGAAACGAUGUCGCUGAAUUGGCUCUAAAGUCAACCAGAUAUCGGCCAUUGCUUAAGUUUUACAGUCGAUCUGUUAAAACUGCUGUCGCUUUUGGAGAUAAUGUUUCAAUCUCUAAGGUUAACAAUUUAUUAAAACUCGAAAGAUCAGCUCCGUUCAUGAUUCUAAUGUUUGGUAUUUAUGAAAAUCAAGUUCUAAGGAAAAAUGAACUCAAAGAAUUAGCUAAUCUUCCAGGUUUACCUAUUCUUCAUGCUCAACUUGUUCACACUCUUAAUUCAUUUGCAUCUUCUCUCAGUUCAACCCUUGAUUAUCAUGGAAAACAAUUAUCUCUUUCACUUGAAACUUAUUCAAAAAGUAAAUCAGAUAAAUCAUAAAGAUUGAAAAUCAUAAGGAAAACAAAACAAAAACAAAACUGUAAAAAUUUAGUCAACAUUUGAUUACCAAAUUGAGAAAAAAAAUCAAAUUAUUAAAGCUUAAUUAGUUCAAUAAACAUUAAUGAAAUUAAUAAA